Molecule: messenger RNA, 2357 nt
Organism: Monascus purpureus
Lineage: Eukaryota; Fungi; Ascomycota; Eurotiomycetes; Eurotiales; Aspergillaceae
Source: the annotation of a GenBank genome assembly
AGCAGGCCCUCCUUCGAUGAGGCUUGCCAGUACCCUGAUAACUUCUCCCUCCCCUGUGCUGGCCGCCCAGGAUGUGGCUUGACCGCAUCUCAGGCCAUUCGAACCCUUUGGGAGCUCCGCUCCAUAGUCGCGCUUCUCCGAUCCCUCGAAGAUCUUCCUCCUAUCUGUCUCCUGGUCCGCACAGCAAUCGCCCUGGGGCUGGCCCUCAGUCGUCGCCAUUAUCCAUUUCGCCCACUCCGAAUGGCUCAACUACAUCGCUUCCCGGUCUCGUGCGUGGCCUCCAUGAAGGGUCAGUGCUGAGGCAGAGUGCCACAAGGCCUCGUCCCCCCGAUGUCGCCGAUCCCUUAGAGGUGUUGAACAGAAUAAUCGGGGGAAAGAAAGGAGAGACUUCAGAUGCAGAUGUGCCGGUUUCGACUUCUGUUCCCGAAUCCAAACCCUCUCAGUUGAUGGAAGACAUUCCCUUUGAGGGCCUUAGUCUGCAGGAGUUCGUCGCAGAUGAGAGCGAUUGGUGGAAAACAUCCAGGAGCGAUGUCGGCUCCCAGUCAGUUCAGCAAUUCGAGAAGGAAAGGGACAAAUUUCAGGAACUUCAUACGGCAAUUACGGGAUGCGACGACGUGUCGAAAUCGGUUGAACUAUACCUGAACGAUUUCCAGCGCGAACUGGGGGCUGUGUCUGCUGAAAUCGAAACCCUGCAAGCUCGAUCUGUGCAACUGAAUGCAAUGCUGGAGAAUAGGCGGAAUUUGGAGCGGCUUCUGGGGCCAGCUGUGGAGGAAAUUAGCAUUUCCCCAAGAGCUGUCCGGUUGAUCGCAGAAGGGCCAAUUGAUGAGAACUGGUUGCGAGCAUUGAACGAUAUUGAGACUCGAUCUGCGAGUAUAGAAUCGAAAAUCUCGGCUUCUACCAGCGCCAAAGCAAUUGAAGAUGUGCGUCCGCUUCUGACGGACAUUAAGAACAAGGCCGUUGAAAGAAUCCGUGAUUAUCUAGUCUCCCAGAUAAGAUCGCUACGGUCGCCGAACAUCAACGCGCAGAUCCUCCAGCAACAACGUAUGGUCAGGUUCAAGGAUCUUUAUAGCUACCUUUGGAGGGCCCAUCGUACCCUUGCGGAGGAGAUUACUCAGGCAUAUAUCAACACUAUGCGAUGGUAUUAUUUGUCCAACUUCACACGUUAUCUUCAGGCACUUGAAAGGAUCAGACUCUGGCCUAGUGACCGAAACGAGGUUUUGGGUGGUGAUCCAUCAGCUCAGAGAGCAGCUCAUAUUAUCCCUGGCAGUCGAUCCGGUGCUGCUGCUCAUGAUCCGUUUUCGCUGGGUAGGAGGGUUGACAUCCUCAGAACCAGCAAUCAUGCGGCGAUAUCGUCCUAUGUGGCGGAGGAAGACCACUCUUUUCACGGGAUUGAGAUUCCAUUCAGAAACUUCCACCUUGCCCUGGUGGACAAUGUCUCCGCCGAAUAUUCGUUUAUGACAGAGAUGUUUUCUACCAUGUCCUUGCAUCAAAUUUCUCGCAAGGCCAUCGAGAUUUUUGAUCCGGUUUUCUCACUCGGCCACGGCUUGACGAAACAGCUGAUUGAGAAUAGUACCGAUUUACUUGGCGUCUUGAUUUGUGUACGGCUGAACCAGCAAGCAGCAUUCGAGCUACAGCGGCGUAAAAUUCCUGCGGCUGACUCGUACAUCAAUGGUGUCAAUAUGCAGCUCUGGCCUAGAUUCCAGGUAAUCAUGGACAUCCAGUGCGAGUCCCUCAAGAAGGUAGCAUCGCAAACCGGUCGGGGUGCCAUGUCGGCAUUAUCUCUGGCAGGAGGAGAUGACGCGAGUCGGUCGUCGGCACCGCACUUUCUCACGCAGAGAUUCGGCCAGCUUCUACAUGGCAUCCUAGUGCUCAGCAGCGAGGCCGGUGAUGACGAACCUGUGUCUCAUAGUCUGACACGGUUAACGGCGGAGUUUGACGCGCUGUUGACCAAGCUGAGCAGGUGCGGUGGGGAUGCCAAACAUAGGGAAAGGUUUCUAUUUAACAAUUAUUCUUUGAUAUUAACUAUAAUCAGCGAUACUCAAGGGAAGUUAGCAGCAGAGCAAAAACAGCACCUUGAUGAGAUGCUUAAGAAUUCUGGGAGACGUGGCUGAACGGCUUGGGUCCGACGCAAUGGAAGCGCCGGUGGAGGUGUUUAUUUUUGCAUGGUAUUGAAAGACUAUCCACCUUAUGUCUUGAUGCAGAGCAUCUAGGCCACAAUCUACCUACUACAGUUGUGAAUAUGAUUUGUGUCAGGAGGGAAUCAAUUUCAAUGACAAGAUAUAUAUAUAUUUUGAUGAAUCGUGGUACUAUCUCCAUGACGCUGCCCUACAUAUGUAGUAAUUAGACCAACCCUUCGG